AUGGCGGCGACGGUCCCGUUCGAAACGAUCGAUGAGUUCAUCAACGCGCUCGCGAAGAUUGAACUGAUUCAUCGACUCAUAGCGAAACACGACGCGGAUGACAGAGAAACGCUGGCGCCCGGCGACGAUUUCUACCUUACCCCGACGAGCAUUCAACGCGUGUCGCCGCGCCAUAACAGAUACGAAUUGCUUUUCACAUCCUACAAAGUGCGACAACCGCACCGCGACGCCGUGGACCAGCUGGGCUAUCUCGGCGCCGACAUCAAACUCGGUUUCGACGCCGUUCGCGGCACGCAGAGCGCGAGUCUGUGCGAAGACAACAAAUCGGACCGGGACAUCAACGAUGCAUUCUACGACAAGUGCGUGAAACGCGCGAGCGAAGUUCUCGGCGUCGAGUAUCCGAGCGAAUGGCUCUCGAAGUACUGCGAAUUCGUCGCCAACCAUUGGCCAAAGUUACCGUAUCGUUGA
This is a messenger RNA of Ostreococcus lucimarinus CCE9901, 468 nucleotides long. RefSeq lists its product with no specific name. The transcript has a single exon. The coding region runs from base 1 to 468 and encodes 155 amino acids. Lineage: Eukaryota; Viridiplantae; Chlorophyta; Mamiellophyceae; Mamiellales; Bathycoccaceae. The record is from RefSeq and is a predicted model, not a curated record.